CAGUCUUCUUAUGGUUGAAUAGCUUGUACAAUCAGCUCCACAUUAUUCGAUACUAAUGUCUAUUACAAUGAAAUUCGUAUUUGUAUUUGUAAUUGGUUGUACUGUCCUUAAUUUAAUUGAAUGCAACCCAGUAGAGGUAGUGUCUCUAACAAAUAAAAGAGAUGACUCUGGUCAAUUCUUAUCACGAUAUAAGUUGGAUGAUGGUACUGGAGAAGAGAAGAUGGGUAAACUAUUGUCAAACAACAAUGGAGAGGAUGCUAUUCUUGUUCAACGGGGUUCAUAUACUACAAAUGUCGAUGGGCGACUUAUCACAUAUAAUUGGAUAGCUGACACAAGAGGUUUCAGGAUAUCAAAAGCCUAAUAUACAAUAAAUACACAAUUUUUAUAAGUUUUCAAUACAGUAUUAAUUAUUAUACUCGUGUAAUUGACUUACAUUAAAAUUAUCUACUCAUCUAUUUUGAAUAAAAAAUAUUGACUGUUUCUUCACACCGUUUACA
Molecule: messenger RNA, 497 nt
Organism: Acyrthosiphon pisum (pea aphid)
Lineage: Eukaryota; Metazoa; Arthropoda; Insecta; Hemiptera; Aphididae
Source: RefSeq, marked predicted